Molecule: messenger RNA, 2244 nt
Organism: Bactrocera neohumeralis
Lineage: Eukaryota; Metazoa; Arthropoda; Insecta; Diptera; Tephritidae
Product: NECAP-like protein CG9132
Exons: 5
Coding region: 110-850 (246 amino acids)
Biological process (GO): endocytosis
Cellular component (GO): membrane; clathrin vesicle coat
Source: RefSeq, a predicted model, not a curated record
ACCAACCAACGAAAGCCGAAGAAAAAGGGGGAGUUUAUUAAAGAAGAGAAAUUCAGAAAAAUUAGUUGUAAAGUUAUUUAGACAAGAUUCGAGUGAUAUUUAAAUAAAAAUGGAAUAUGAAAGUGUUUUGAUUGUAAAGCCAGAAGUAUUUAUUUACAAAAUCCCACCACGCGCCAGCAACAGAGGUUACAGAGCUGCGGAUUGGAAUCUGGGCGAACCAACAUGGACCGGUCGUAUGCGUUUGGUGGCAAAAGGAACAGCAUGUAAUUUAAAGUUGGAAGAUAAAAAUACUGGCGCGCUUUUUGCCAAUUGCCCAAUUGAUACAUAUCCUGGUGUUGCUAUAGAAGCGGUUUCGGAUAGUUCACGUUACUUCGUAAUACGCGUACAAGAUGAUAACGGUCGUUCUGCCUUUUUGGGCCUGGGUUUUGGAGAUCGUUCGGACUCUUUUGACCUGAAUGUAGCAUUACAAGAUCACUUCAAAUGGGUGAAAAAUCAAGAGCAAAUCGAGAAGGAGAAAACAGAGCCUAAGCAGCAACUUGAUUUGGGAUUCAAGGAAGGCGAAACCAUUAAAAUUAACAUGCGAAUAACAAAAAAAGAUGGAUCUGAAGGCACUGGUCGCGCUGGCAAAGCUAAGCCGUCAUCUGGUAUUUUGCCACCACCACCGGGGGGUAUUGGCAAGAUUGCACCACCGCCUUCAGGAGCUAGUGGCUCUGUACGACAGAGUCCGGGUACAUCGCCUGCACAUAAAGCCCCAGGUGGACCAGGCAGCGAAUGGACGGAUUACGCCUCAGCAGGUGGGCAACCACAACAACAACAAAAUGCUGCUAACGCAAACUGGGUGCAAUUCUAAGUAGGUUUAAACAAACAUUUACAUAUACACACACAAAUUCAUGCAGAGCUACAUAAAAACAAAUGUGUACGUCAAAAAAAGCAAAAAAAAAAAAAUACUAAAACCAGAAGGGUAAUACGUCAAGCGUUUAAGUGAAUUAAACAAAGAGCUUUCGUUCAAAAUCGUAUAAAAUAUAAUUUGUUGCAUACAAAUUAGUUAACGCGAGUGUAAGUUUAUGUAAUCUUAAACAUUCGAUAUCGACAAUUUAACGAAAUUUAUGAAAUUAGCAAAAAGUUAAACUGUAAUCAAGCCAGUUCAUGGUAUAGCGAAAUAUAAAAGAAAACAAAACAUGGCAAAUGUGUAUGUAUAACUUGUUAAUGUAAUGUAAAAAUAAUUAUUAAAAAGUUCUGUUCAUUUUUUAGUAAAAUCGUAUCUUAACUACACAAAAAAACAAAAUAACAUAAUUCAAUCGUACAGUUACGCAUUUGGAUAUGCUACAAUAAUAACAAUAAGCUGUAUCAUAAAUGUGUGAAAAUGAUGAAAAUAAGUCAUACUAACAGUUUUUUUAAAUCACAUGUCAUUUGGCAUACAUACUUUGUGUUUAGUUUAAACUUUCUCUGUUUCAUCGAUAAGUUAAUUUGUCUAGUAAGUGCACAGUGCUAAUAUUAUGAAAUGUACUUACACAAUUUGCGUCAAUUUUGUUCGCGAUUGAUUUUAAUUUACGCAAUUAUUUACAUUUGCAUACACACAUUCCAUUUUGCAUUAUUGUUGGGUUAAACAGAAUUUAAAGCACGUAUCAUCUUGCGAAAUUUAUUCAUAUAGUAUUUUCAAAAAUAUGUGAUUUUUAUGUUCUCCAAUUAAUUUGCAUUUGUAUUAAAAAUUUACUAAAAUUUUUUAUAUGUGUUUAUAUAGAAUUUUUUUCUUUGCUUUAUGUUUGAUAGUUAGAAUUCUGAGUCGAAUACGCAUUAUUAGAACUGUAAUCCAAUGAAUGUUGUAUGAAAUGUAAAAUAUAAUGCAUACAUUAAAAAUAUGAUAAAGCAUAGCAUAAAAUAUAUUGUAUUUAUAUCAGUUAUAUACAUAUAGAUUGUUCAGCGCUUUUGCUAUUUAUUAGUGCAAAUUGAAUCUAUUGAAUUAACUAUUUUGUUGCAUAUGAAAAUAAAACCCAUUUAUCAAUAAUAGCCAACACUGUUUGUAAACUCAAUGAACAAUUUCAAACUACUUAUUGAAUCCUUUUGCUCUACUGAAGUUUACGAGUGUGUAAAGUAAAUUUAUAUAAUAAGUUAUGUAUGUAUUUAAAAUUUAUUAUUGAUGAAUAUUGAAAUCGAAAUUGAGUAAAAGCUAUUAUUUUUAUUUAAAAUAUAUAAUAAAUAAACUUGAUGAUACGGAAGCAAAAAGCUUUCCGUAUAACGCACGAA